This is a messenger RNA of Daphnia pulex (common water flea), 1269 nucleotides long. RefSeq lists its product as uncharacterized. Lineage: Eukaryota; Metazoa; Arthropoda; Branchiopoda; Diplostraca; Daphniidae. Gene Ontology annotation, biological process: biological process involved in interspecies interaction between organisms. The coding region runs from base 62 to 1174 and encodes 370 amino acids. Gene Ontology annotation, molecular function: carbohydrate binding. The transcript has 6 exons. Gene Ontology annotation, cellular component: membrane; external side of plasma membrane. The record is from RefSeq and is a predicted model, not a curated record.
AGGUUUAUUGUUUAAGGAUCUUUCGCUCGUGAUUGAAGCAUUUAUGUUCAUUUAAAAAAAAAUGAAUUUUAGGUUUUUAUUCGUGCUCGUUACCGUUGCUGUCUCGUUAUCAAAACAAGAUGAACAAGAGAAAAUGUUCAUCCCGUCCUUGGAAAUCGAUCCUCAAUCUGCACGAAUCCUGUUGAACAGCAACGACUUCGAGAGUGGUUCAGCUGAUCCAUGGUACGACAGUUCACCAUCGACUGUUCAUUGGGUUGUCGAAGAUUUUACAAUGCCGUCAGAAGUCAACUACCCACCUCCUAUCCCGUCAUCUGGCACUAAAUACCUACGGGCAACCCGUGACGCUCAACUUUCUCCUGGUUUUGUUAUUUUGCGUACAGUCGAAUUCAUGGCCUUACCAGGCGACCGAAUUACUUUCAAAUUCUGGAUUCGAUCAAAAUAUACCUUUGGCAAUACCUUAGAGCUCAUUCUGGCCAUUGGCGACACUGAAACAACUUUGCUGACAUUGUCGAGCUAUUCCACUUCCGUAAAUUUGGAAUGGCGGCAGGCGUCUACCCUCAUCCCAGUCCCGGAGCCAACUGUUUUAACGUUGGCAUUUUACGCAAGUUGUGGGGGGAAUGCAGAAGAUGCAAUCGCCAUUGAUGACAUUGUUCUAGAACCCAGUGACGAAAUUACAACCACUGGAUUAACAACCGUUACAUCGACGACGACGGUUAAACCAAAAGAUUGUGCCCCUUAUUUCCAAGGAAACACGAAAGUGCCUUGUUGGGCAUUAGGAAACAAAUGUUAUUGUUUCACAAAUAGUAACAGCGAUAAUUGGGAGCAAGCGGAUGCAUUCUGCAGAACAGGAAACAUGACUUUGCUAAGUGUUGAAACUGAAGAAGAGGAAAAACUGAUUUACAAUCACUGGCAAGUCCAUCCAGAACUAAAAAGCGAGAAGUAUUGGACUUCCGGGAAAUUUCCUCAAAAAGGUUAUAAUCGUACCUAUGAAUGGGCCACCAUAGAGCCUUUCCAACGCUUUACUUACACCAACUGGCAAUCGGGUAAACCCGGUCACAGUGAUUUUGGAUACUGCGUUUAUUUUUUUAUGGACUUCGACUUUGAGAGUGGAUUUUAUUGGGUUGAUUACUUGUGCAACAGCUUCUACUUGGAAUACAUUUGUGAAUCUGUUUAAUGUCAAGGAGAAAGUCCAGCUGUUAGCAUUACACUAUGAACAUGCUAUGAAAUUCAUUGUUACUUUAAAAAAUAAAUGGUGUUGGCUGAAUCAAA